Molecule: messenger RNA, 2184 nt
Organism: Brassica rapa (field mustard)
Lineage: Eukaryota; Viridiplantae; Streptophyta; Magnoliopsida; Brassicales; Brassicaceae
Source: RefSeq, a predicted model, not a curated record
GUUUGAUUGCUUAGUCUAGGGAUUGUUUUGUUCUGUUUAUGUUAGUGUGUUUUGUACUAACAUUGUCUGAAUCCUUAGGCUGGAAAAAGCAAAUCGGGAAAGUCCCGAAGAAGUAAGAGAAUGGCCGGUCAGUCUAGCCAAGUGGCCGUGGAUAGAACUAAUCUGUCUGGUUUGCAAACCGAUCCGUCUGCGGCUAACGCUGAAAAUGUGUUGCCAACUGAUCAGGCUAAUCUUACGGGGACGCAACAGGAUGGUCAGGAACAUCAGGAGAGUGAUGAGGAACUGGAAUCCUCGAACUCUAACCGUGAUGGUGGCCAGCAUGAGAAAGUGGCCGAUGGUACGGCCAAUGUAACCACAACACUGUCCAAAGAGGACUUGUUAGAGGCCAUGAAGGUAAUGGGGACUCAGGUGGCGGCUAUGGCCCAAUUGUUCACGCCAUUAGUGAACUCCUCAGUUGGCCAACCUACGCAUGUGGCUACAACCGCCCCCAACACCAAUGGUCCAGUUGUGGAAAUGGUCGAGGUGAUCGAGAUUGAUCCACCAGAAAGGACCGGGAAAAAGCUGGACUAUCUGAGUUUGCUUCAGCACAUCUCCCGUCUAGGGACGAAGCAUUUCUCAGGAAGCACCGAUCCUAUUGAGGCAGACGAGUGGAGGAGUAGGCUAGUCCGAAACUUCAGCUCAACUCGUUGUCCCGAGGAUUACAAGAGAGACAUUGCGGUUCACUUCCUGGAAGGGGACGUGCAUAAUUGGUGGCUGGCUGUGAACAAGCGCACCAAUGGAAGUCUCCAGAGUUUUGCGGAUUUCGAAGAUGAAUUCAACCGCAAAUACUUUCCUGCAGAGGCUUGGGACCGUCUGGAAGGUAGAUUCCUAAACCUUACCCAAGGCCGCAGGGCCGUACGUGAGUACGAAGAGGAGUUCAACCGGCUCCGACGUUUUGUUGGAAGGGAACUUGAGGACGAGACAGUCCAGGUUCGUCGGUUCAUUCGAGGCUUAAGGCCGGAGGAGGACCCGUUGGUGUCUGAGUUCCCAGAUGUGUUCCGUUCACUACAGGGUGUCCCCCCUGAUUGGUCGGAUCCAUUUACGAUUGAACUAGAACCAGGGACAGCUCCGCUGUCCAAGAGUCCGUACCGAAUGGCUCCGGCCGAGAUGGCCGAGCUAAAGAAGCAAUUAGAAGAAUUGCUGGACAAGGGGUUCAUACAGCCAAAUGAUAUUAGAAAGACAGCAUUCCGGACCAGGUACGACCACUACGAGUUUGUGGUUAUGCCAUUUGGUCUGACCAAUGCGCCUGCUGCAUUCAUGAAAAUGAUGAACAGUGUGUUCCAAGAUUUCCUGGACGAAUCAGUGAUCAUCUUCAUUGAUGAUAUCCUGAUUUACUCCAAGGAUGAGGAAUCUAAUCGGAAACACCUGAGAGCCGUGCUGGAACGAUUACGGGAACACAAGCUCUAUGCAAAACUCAGUAAAUGCAGUUUUUGGCAGAAGAGCAUUGGGUUUCUCGGCCACAUUGUGUCCGGUGAGGGCGUCUUGGUGGAUCCAGAGAAGAUCAGGGGAAUCAAGGAUUGGCUUCGACCACGCAGUGCCACGGAAGUCAGAAGCUUCCUAGGGCUGGAAGGUUAUUAUAGAAAGUUUGUGAAAGGAUUCGCAAGCUUGGCUCAGCCUAUGACACGGUUGACCGGGAAGGACGUUAAGUUCACAUGGUCAGAGGAGUGUGGGAAAUGUUUUUCCGUGCUUAAGGAGAUGCUGACUAGCGCACCCAUUCUGGUUCUUCCAGAGGCCGACCAACCCUAUGUGGUUUAUACGGACGCGUCCAUAACAGGACUAGGUUGCGUAUUAACCCAGCAUGGGAAGGUCAUCGCCUAUGCGUCAAGGCAGUUGAGAAAACAUGAGGGAAACUACCCCACCCAUGACCUUGAAAUGGCUGCGGUAGUGUUCGCCUUAAAGAUUUGGCGAUCAUACUUGUAUGGUGCCAAGGUUCAGAUACUUACGGACCAUAAGAGUCUUAAGUAUAUAUUCACCCAGCCUGAGUUAAACUUAAGGCAGAGAAGGUGGAUGGAGUUUGUAGCUGAUUACGAUCUGGAUAUCACCUAUCAUUCGGGAAAGGCUAAUCUGGCUUUCCAAAAAGCUUUAGGAACAAGAGUAAACAUGAGUACAGCCUAUCACCCACAGACGGAUGGACAGUCUGAACGU